AUGAGAACAACGACCAGGGGCGGGGCAGGGGGGGGGGGUGACGACGACGACAACAGUAACAACUACAAACAAGUGAAUGACGUAAAUCACACAAAUGAACCCGACGUUGAGGGAGAGGAAGGGGGGGGGGCGAGGCAGGAGGCAAGGACGAGCUUUUCAGCUUUUCUUUUUACGGUUGCUGUCCUCGGUUGCCGGCAAGGUGUGUCGGGGGACGUCAAGGGCGCCGCCAAGAGGAAGAAGGAGGGCGAGGAGGACGCCCCGGCUGGAACGGGCACCGCCGCCGACGCAGAGGGAUCCACAGACCGCAAGAAGAAGAAGGCGAGGACGACCUUCACGGGGCGCCAGAUCUUCGAGCUCGAGCGGCAGUUCGAGGUCAAGAAGUACCUGUCAUCCUCGGAGCGCGCGGAGAUGGCCAAGCUGCUCAACGUCACCGAGACCCAGUACACAAACCGAGAGCGAAGCACUGAGUUUAACGGCCUGUGCGCCUCUCCCGAGCUUAUUCCCAACAACCAAUAA
Penaeus indicus is the source of this 516-nucleotide messenger RNA. Its product is annotated as homeobox protein HMX1-like. Bases 1 to 516 code for a protein of 171 amino acids. Gene Ontology annotation, cellular component: nucleus. Gene Ontology annotation, biological process: regulation of transcription by RNA polymerase II; cell differentiation. The transcript is spliced from 4 exons. The record is from RefSeq and is a predicted model, not a curated record. NCBI's taxonomy places the organism in Eukaryota, Metazoa, Arthropoda, Malacostraca, Decapoda, Penaeidae. Gene Ontology annotation, molecular function: DNA-binding transcription factor activity, RNA polymerase II-specific; RNA polymerase II cis-regulatory region sequence-specific DNA binding.